AUGGCAUCUCUGCAGGCUGCCCAAGGGGCCGUGGACAGGGCAGACUUCUUGCCGACAGAAACAGCCCCCACAUCUGCAUAUUCAUCUCCGGCCCGGAGUCUGGGAGACACCGGAAUAACGCCACUGUCCCCUUCCCAUAUUGUGAAUGACGCUGACCCGAAUGUCUCGGAGCAGCAGACGUUUCUCGUGGUGGUGGCCAUUGACUUUGGGACCACGUCCAGUGGCUAUGCCUACAGCUUCACCAAGGAGCCAGAAUGUAUCCACGUGAUGAGGCGAUGGGAAGGAGGCGACCCUGGGGUGUCCAACCAGAAGACCCCAACCACCAUCUUGUUGACCCCCGAGAGGAAAUUCCACAGCUUCGGGUAUGCCGCCAGGGACUUCUACCAUGACCUGGAUCCCAACGAGGCCAAGCAGUGGCUGUACUUGGAGAAGUUCAAGAUGAAGCUGCAUACCACUGGGGACCUCACCACGGAUACAGACCUAACGGCAGCAAAUGGCAAGAAAGUCAAAGCCCUUGACAUCUUCGCUUAUGCCCUGCAGUACUUCAAGGAGCAGGCGCUGAAGGAGCUGAGUGACCAGGCGGGGUCGGAGUUCGAGAACUCUGAUGUCAGAUGGGUCAUCACAGUGCCUGCCAUUUGGAAACAGCCCGCCAAGCAGUUCAUGAGACAAGCUGCCUAUCAGGCAGGCCUGGCCUCCCCGGACAACACGGAGCAGCUCAUCAUCGCCUUGGAGCCCGAGGCGGCCUCCAUCUACUGCCGGAAACUGCGGCUGCACCAGAUGAUUGAGCUGAGCAGCAAGGCCGCGGUCAAUGGGUACAGCUCCAGUGACACAGUGGGAGCUGGGUUUGCACAGGCUAAGGAACACAUACGGCGUAAUCGGCAGAGUCGGACCUUUUUGGUGGAGAAUGUCAUAGGAGAAAUCUGGUCCGAGCUGGAGGAAGGUGACAAGUAUGUGGUCGUGGACAGCGGCGGUGGCACCGUAGACCUGACUGUCCAUCAGAUACGGUUACCGGAGGGACACCUUAAAGAACUGUAUAAAGCAACAGGCGGACCCUAUGGAUCCUUAGGAGUAGAUUAUGAAUUUGAAAAGCUUCUGUGUAAAAUAUUUGGAGAGGAUUUUAUCGAACAAUUCAAAAUCAAGCGUCCUGCGGCCUGGGUUGACUUAAUGAUUGCAUUUGAGUCUCGUAAAAGGGCGGCUGCCCCAGACCGAACUAACCCGCUGAACAUCACCCUGCCCUUCUCCUUCAUCGACUACUACAAGAAGUUCCGUGGACACAGUGUGGAGCACGCUUUGAGGAAGAGCAAUGUGGACUUUGUGAAGUGGUCCUCUCAAGGGAUGCUGAGGAUGAGUCCAGAUGCCAUGAAUGCCCUUUUUAAGCCAACCAUUGACAGCAUCAUUGAGCAUCUCCGGGACCUGUUUCAGAAGCCCGAGGUGUCCACUGUCAAGUUCCUCUUCCUGGUGGGAGGCUUUGCGGAGGCGCCCCUGCUUCAGCAGGCAGUGCAGGCUGCCUUCGGGGACAAGUGUCGCAUCAUCAUCCCGCAGGACGUGGGCCUCACCAUCCUCAAGGGCGCCGUGCUCUUCGGCCUGGACCCUGCCGUCAUCAAGGUGCGCCGGUCGCCCCUUACCUAUGGGGUGGGCGUGCUGAACCGCUAUGUGGAAGGCAAGCACCCGCCCGAGAAGCUGCUGGUGAAGGACGGCACUCGCUGGUGCACUGAUGUCUUUGACAAGUUCAUCUCCGCCGACCAGUCGGUGGCCCUGGGGGAGCUGGUCAAGCGUAGCUACACCCCGGCCAAGCCUUCCCAGCUGGUCAUCGUCAUCAACAUCUACAGCUCUGAGCACGACGAUGUGAGCUUCAUCACCGACCCGGGGGUGAAGAAGUGCGGUACGCUCCGCCUGGAUCUCACAGGGACCAGCGGCACAGCCGUGCCCCCCCGGAGGGAGAUCCAGACCCUCAUGCAGUUUGGGGACACAGAGAUCAAGGCCACAGCCAUCGAUAUAGCCACCUCGAAGAGUGUCAAGGUUGGGAUUGACUUCUUGAAUUACUAACGGACUCUCCUGCCGCUUGCCCUGCCCUUGGACUCUGCUCACCUGCAUCUGCUGACCUCAACCCUGACUGUUCUUUCCCUGUCCUUGACCCUCAGCAUCACCCGCCUGGAUUUCAGCAAGGAAGAUGGGAACCACCAGGGCUAGAAAUAAUUAGGGAUUUUCGAGGGCACACUGGAGUCAGAACAAGUGUCAGAAAUUGAGAUGGAGGUUUGGGAAUAAGAAAUCUGAGGAUCCUGGGAGAGCAACUAGUUUUUGUAGGUACAAAGUGGUGGGACCCCCACCCACCAAGGGAAUCGGUCCGUUUCUGCAGCAGUGAUUCAGCUAAGCAGGACUCAGGAUGCCCUAUCGCUGUCUUUCUAGAUUGGAAAUGAGAUCUCUGAGCCAGGAGGAGAUUCUUCAUCUAUUUGAGACGUUUCUUUGCACACUUCCUGGGGGACGGCAGUCAAUAUAAAGUGCCACCCAUCUGCAGCUGAUUUCUUGUCAUUAUCAUGUGAUUAAAUGUGGUGAUUCAGCAGGAGCUGGGAGCAUUUUCAGCUGGUGGGAGAAGACUGCCCACGCGGGGCACUAUUUUAGGUUCUCAUGAUUUGAAUUCUGAAUAGGCUCAGUGAGGAGUAACGACAGCCGGCUCAUCGACUAGGACUUGAGUUAGUGGGAGAGCAGGCACCUUAACUUUUCCGCAGGUGAAUACUUGCUUCAAGGGAAAUGGAUAUUAAGGCACUGCUGACUUAUCCCAAAUCAUAUGCUGCGACAUCAUUCCCUGGAUGCCAGAUUCUGACUUCUGAACUCCUAAGUAAUCCGCAUUAACCUUAGUAGGAUUCUGGGUCAGGAAAGGAGCCUGUAGAAUGCCUUGUUCACAUCAGCCAUCCCACGAGUCUGGAACAGCCCCUCACCUUGACAGGCGAACGUAUUUUAAAUUAACUCCCUCUUCACCCUCAUCUAACAGAGCGUUUCAGCCACGUAGUCCCACAUUUCAGAACGAAUACACUGGUGAUACCUGGACAGAGAAUCUGCACUGUGAAAUGUUUCACUGGAAUCUUCAGGGUUUUUUUUUUUUUUUUUUAAGUGUAUCUCAAAGGAAUUCCUAGAUCUGUACUUGACGAAUUCAGCCAGGUCUUUUUCAAAGCAGAUUGUAUCUGUGGGUUGUCCUCGUGGUUCCUGGAUCCUUUUCCUUUUACAAAUGGAAGCUGGGGUUUGGGGAAGGGGGACCAGCAUCUGCAUUUUCUUUCAGAGGCCACCACAGGGGACUGUGGUCCCGUGGGAGUCUGGCUACUCCUGACUUUAGGUUUUGUUGCAAGCUGAAUUACUGACCCUCAGUGCCUACAGUCUUCUAGUUUGGGGCUCCCUUACGGAGAGGGUUUACAAGUGAAGAGCCGGGGUCCCACAGUUUGCCCUUUGUGCACCGGGGCGAAGGCUCCUCCUGGCUUUUAGGGCUCGCAAGAAGGGCCUGUGAGGGAAAAAGGUUGGAAGGAGGCACCCCGAGAACGGCCCCGAGGAACCCCCUGGCUUGUCUGCUGGGACUCAUUCUGAUUUUAAAUCCCUGGAGGCAUGCAUAAUGAAUGAACCCAGGAUGAGCUGAGGAACUAACUUCAAAUGCAAGCUGGAUUCACCAACCCCAUUAUGUCGCCAAUAUGCAGAUUUGACACUGCUUUUCCAAUGUCUUUGGAACACAUCUCGCUCCCACGGCCUGCCAGCCUGGCCUGCCGCAGAAUUCCCUGCUCCAAUGUGAAACUCGAACAAAGCACCGAAUUAGAGAAUGCUGCUCACGUGACUUAGUAGCGGGAGCUCUCGUCCAGGCACAGAGGUGUGUUUGCUGGGCUUCUCUUCUGCCUGCUCUGCUUCAAAAGCUAAAUGUUCUGGGUCUUUCUUUGAUGUUGCCAGCCAUACUCUACAAAUAAGACUUUUCAAUUUAGUUAUAAGUAAUAUAAUUUUAUGUACAUACAAUAUUAGAAUAUUGUACAGAAUCUUUAUUUCUACAAUGUGCUUUUCUUGUUUAAAAAAAAAAGGAAAAUGCUCUUUGAAUUUUAUUGAUGACACUGCUGCCUUUUAAUUUCCCAUGGCUUUAUUUUUUAAUUGCACUUACUUAUCAAUCUGUACCGAUCCUAAGCUAUGGACUGCGUUUGCAAGACCGAGCAAUAGUCAGAGGUGCCGAGGGUCAGAAUACUCCAGAAAAAGGGACACCAUCUGGAUGAACGGCUUCGUCAGAACUUGCUCCACUCACAUCCUUCCCAAAGGCUCACAGUUUAUAUUUAAAGGAGCAUAAUAAUGUAUCGCUUCCCCUGUCCAGUCUUCGAGAGCUGAACAUUCUGGUUCUAUAAGCAACAUGACUGUGCAGAAAAACCUACGAACACUCUCUGUGUCCCUGCAGGGUUUAUCAACUUCUGGUGGGGCAGAGCGGUCACUCUGAGGGCAAAGUGGGGUCCUUGUGCAGUGAUGUCAGGAUGAGAGGGUUACACAGAAGGAAUCAAGUGGUGCACAAAUCCAGCCUUUCUGCUGGAUUAAGUGUGUAAGUAAUUUAGUCAAGUCUUUCUUUUCGGCCAUCGUAAGGCCUUCCCACCUUGCAUCAGGCAUGUCUCCUUGUCUACGACUUCUCUUCAGUGAGUUGGUUGAAAUCUGUCUGUUGGCAGAUAGGUGGUGGAGAGGGAGGGAUACCUUUACUGGAACUUUCUUCUGGCCCCAGAAAUGCAGCUCCAAUUGUCAACCUCAUUAAAGGGAAUCCCCAAAUCCAUUCUCCCUCUCCCUCCUCCCCAUGAAAUAACAUAUUCUAGAAUAAGAACACUGGCUAAAUACACUUGGACACGUUUUCUAAUCUUGGAAAGUUUCUAAAAGGCCUGUUGUCUUGACCAUCACUCAGUGGUCCCUGGCCAUAGUAUCUGAUCAUGUUUUGGAAGCAGAACUGUUGGAGAUUUCCUUUAUAACUGCCCUUUCUGUACACAGCAGGCAUUAAUAAAUGCUGAAUGACAGACGAGUGACAGAAAAGAUGGGCAAGAGAGGAGACAUACAGGCACUUUUGCAGAGUGAUGACUGAGUCCAGAUUACAGAGCCUGCCCUACCCCUAGGAUGUUAUUUAGAUCAAGUUUAGCUUCUAGAGUCUAGGUCUGGUUAAUUGCCAGGGUGGCAAAGAAUCGCAUGCAUCAAUAUACACAGGAGUCAAAAUGCAUAAUUAGUUGAAGAUCGAAUUUCACAGUCGUAGAGAUGAAGUAGCUGUGAUCGAGCUGCGUGUUUGUGCUGGGAAACGACUUACGGGGGUAACUAGUUUACAAGUCGUUGUCUGUUAGGUCACACCUCUCAUCUGCUUGGAAUAUGGAACUUUAUUCUAAAGCGUCAGCCAUCGGGGUCUCGUUCACUACAGGAUAAAUUCACACUCCACAGAACCUUGCAGCUGUCUGAACUUGACGAGAUUGUACCUGCAAACUCUGUCUUCACGGAUGUCUAAUAAAGCCAAAUUCUGGAUCUCGUGUGGCCCAA
Hyaena hyaena (striped hyena) is the source of this 5511-nucleotide messenger RNA. It is a transcript of the gene HSPA12A, whose product is annotated as heat shock protein family A (Hsp70) member 12A. NCBI's taxonomy places the organism in Eukaryota, Metazoa, Chordata, Mammalia, Carnivora, Hyaenidae. Bases 1 to 2046 code for a protein of 681 amino acids. The transcript has 12 exons. The record is from RefSeq and is a predicted model, not a curated record.